Molecule: messenger RNA, 1698 nt
Organism: Python bivittatus (Burmese python)
Lineage: Eukaryota; Metazoa; Chordata; Lepidosauria; Squamata; Pythonidae
Source: RefSeq, a predicted model, not a curated record
UGAAGGAAUUUCAUUCUGAGAGCUCUCAGAUGUACAAAUAGCUGUUUCAAAACUCCAAUAAGCACCAGAAAAGAUUUAAAAAUACAUUCUACUAUGGAUUACAAGGUUGGAGGUAAAAGGAAGCAGCAGCAUAGCUUGAAUUUACUGGAUCAAAUAAAAUGUAUGAAAGAUUUAACUGAAAUGAUUGAUGUGGUGUUAGUGGCGGAAGAAAAAAAAUUCCCUUGCCACAAAUUGAUCCUGGCUGCUUUUAGCCCCUAUUUCAAAGCAAUGUUUACUUGUGGGUUGAUGGAAAGCACACAGAGAGAAGUUGUGCUACAUGACAUAGCAGCCGAAAGUGUAUCUGUCCUCCUACACUACAUGUACACCUCUGAGUUGCAUCUCACUGAUUGUAAUGUGCAAAAUGUGGCCAUUGCUGCCUUUUUCAUGCAGAUGGAAGAUGUGUUUAGCCAAUGUCAGACCUACAUGAUGGAUCAUAUUGAAGCUUCCAACGCUAUAGGAAUUUAUUACUUUGCAAAUCACAUUGGGGCAGAAGAACUAUCUGAACGAGCCAGGAAAUAUUUGUAUCAGCACUUUACUGAGGUGAGCCAGCAUGAAGAAAUAUUAGAGAUAGAAGCUCAGCAACUGCUAAGCCUGAUCAGGUCCGAUGAUCUGAACGUAUCCAGAGAAGAGAGUAUUUUGGACUUAGUCCUCAGAUGGGUUAACCACAGUCAGAAGUUGCGUGUAGAUCAUCUCAUUGAACUCCUGAAGCAAGUAAGGCUGGUACUUGUAAGUCCUUCAUUCUUAGUGGAAGCUCGGAAAAGGAACACGGUGCUUCUGAGUAAUUCCCAGUGUAUUGACAUGAUUGAAGGAGCCUUAGAAACAAUUAAAAAAUCCAGUCAACCUUCUCUCAGCCUUCGAUAUGGCAUGGAGACCACUACCCUUCUGCUUUGCAUUGGCAAUAACUCAGGGGGGAUCCGAUCAAGGCGGGGUAAUUAUGCUGAGGCCAGCUUCUGUUAUGCACCUCUAACGCAAAAGACCUACUUCAUUUCCUCUCCAAAAUACGCAGAAGGCCUUGGCUGUAUAUACACUGGUGUGGUUACUGAGAACAACAGUAUUGUUGUUGCAGGGGAGGCAAGUGCUGCCAAGAUGUCCAGACAAAAGACCAGGAUGAUUGAACUUUAUAGGUAUGAGGGUCAUGGAAAUCGAUUUUGGCAAAGCCUGUGCACAGCUCAGUUUCGUGAGCUAUAUGCUUUGGGCACCAUCCAUCAUGACCUAUUCAUCAUAGGAGGGCAAAUGAAAUUGAAAAACCAAUACCACAUUACCAAUAUUGUGGAGAAGUACUCCAUGGAGCAGGAGAACUGGAGAACUUUGGCUCCCAUCCCAGUGCCGCUGGCUUGCCAUGCAGUGGUUGCCGUGAAAAACAGGCUGUAUGUCAUUGGAGGAUGGACCCCACAGAUGGAUCUUCCUGAUGAUGAGCCUGAUCGAUUAAGCAACAGAACGUUGCAGUAUAACCCAAGCCAAGACAAAUGGACAGAGUGUGCACCGAUGAAGUAUUCGAAAUACCGCUUCAGCACAGCUGUAGUAAACCAUGAGAUUUAUGUCCUGGUCUGCUCUACCUUUGGACCCAUCUCCCUGCCUGAAGAGAUGAUAAUGAGCUCAGUAUCCCUACCUGCCAGUACCUCCCACCUAUUUUUGUCUCUAUUUAAGACCGAAGCAUAG